Eleginops maclovinus (Patagonian blennie) is the source of this 3777-nucleotide messenger RNA. RefSeq names its product glutamate receptor, metabotropic 5b (gene grm5b). The transcript is spliced from 17 exons. Gene Ontology annotation, biological process: trans-synaptic signaling by endocannabinoid, modulating synaptic transmission; regulation of synaptic transmission, glutamatergic; G protein-coupled glutamate receptor signaling pathway. Gene Ontology annotation, molecular function: G protein-coupled receptor activity involved in regulation of postsynaptic membrane potential; adenylate cyclase inhibiting G protein-coupled glutamate receptor activity. NCBI's taxonomy places the organism in Eukaryota, Metazoa, Chordata, Actinopteri, Perciformes, Eleginopidae. Gene Ontology annotation, cellular component: plasma membrane; postsynaptic density membrane. The record is from RefSeq and is a predicted model, not a curated record. Bases 1 to 3777 code for a protein of 1258 amino acids.
AUGAUGCUUUGGCUGCUGCUAGUUCUGUCCAUUUGGGUGGGAUCUUAUGAAGCUGACUCUGCCCUGUCCGAACGGCGAGUUGUAGCACACAAUCCUGGUGACAUCAUCAUCGGAGCGCUGUUCUCCGUCCAUCAUCAGCCUCCUGCUGACAAGGUACACGAGCGCAAAUGUGGCGCGGUGCGGGAGCAGUACGGCAUCCAGAGGGUGGAGGCCAUGAUGUACACGCUGGACCGCAUCAACGCCGACCCGCACAUCCUGCCCAACAUCUCCCUCGGCUGCGAGAUCCGGGACUCCUGCUGGCACUCGGCCGUGGCUCUGGAGCAGAGCAUCGAAUUCAUACGGGAUUCACUGGUCUCCUCUGAUGACGCCGAGGAGUGGGGGGGAGGAGGGGGACUUGGGGGUGGAGGUGGCGGAGGAGCGACGAUGAAGUGUUCAGACCCCGCGGCCACUCCGAUGCGGGGGAAGAAACCCAUUGUGGGUUUAAUUGGACCGGGGUCAAGCUCUGUGGCCAUCCAGGUCCAGAACCUUCUACAGUUGUUCAACAUACCACAGAUUGCCUACUCUGCCACCAGUAUGGACCUCAGCGACAAGAGCCUUUUUAAGUACUUUAUGCGGGUGGUGCCUUCAGAUGCCCAGCAGGCAAGAGCUAUGGUGGACAUUGUCAAGAGAUACAACUGGAGCUAUGUGUCUGCUAUACACACCGAAGGCAACUAUGGUGAAAGUGGGAUGGAAGCAUUUAAGGACAUGGCAGCUAAGGAGGGCAUCUGUAUCGCCCACUCUGGCAAAAUCUGGAGCAAUGCUGGAGAGCAGAGCUUUGAUAAGCUACUGGAGCGACUGCGGGCCCACCUGCCCAAGGCCCGGGUGGUGGCUUGUUUCUGUGAAGGCAUGACUGUCCGUAACAUCCUCAUGGCGAUGAGACGCAAGGGACUGGUGGGAGAGUUCCUGCUCAUCGGCAGUGAUGGAUGGGCAGACCGGUACGAUGUAACAGAUGGCUAUGUUAGGGAAGCAGCAGGUGGUAUUACCAUCAAGCUCCAGUCGGCUGAUGUGAAAUGGUUUGAUGAUUACUACCUUAAACUUCGUCCUGAAAACAACCCCAGGAACCCCUGGUUUCCCGAGUUCUGGCAGCAUCGUUUCCACUGUCGACUUAAAGGACACCCGCAGGAGAACGGCAAAUACAACCGCACCUGUGGCAAGCGAGAGUCUCUUCGGCAGCAGUAUGCACAGGACACCAAGAUGGGGUUUGUCAUAAAUGCCAUCUACUCGAUGGCAUAUGGCCUGCAUAAUAUGCAACGGGCGCUCUGCCCAGGCUAUCAGGGCCUGUGUGAUGCCAUGCGACCUAUAGAUGGUUCCACGUUGCUGGACUUCUUGAUGAAAACCAACUUCACAGGAGUGUCAGGAGAGGGAAUCUUAUUUGAUGAGAACGGAGACUCACCUGGCAGGUACGAGAUAAUGAACUUCAAAAAGAUGGGGAAGGACUACUAUGACUAUAUUAAUGUUGGCAGUUGGGACAACAGAGGCUUGAAGAUAGAUGAUGAUGAAAUCUGGCCUAACAAGGAAGGCAUAAUGAAGUCCGUCUGCAGUGAACCCUGUGACAAAGGACAGAUAAAGGUGAUCCGUAAAGGUGAGGUGAGCUGCUGCUGGACGUGCACUCCCUGUAAAGAAAAUGAGUUUGUGUUCGACGAGUACACCUGCCGAGCCUGUGAAUUGGGCUCCUGGCCUACCUUUGACCUCACAGGCUGUGACCCCAUCCCAGUGGAGUACCUGCGGUGGGGAGAUCCUGAACCGAUUGCUGCUGUGGUUUUCGCCUGCCUCGGUCUCAUGUUCACAUUCUUUGUCACUGCGGUCUUCAUCAGGUUCCGGGACACCCCAGUAGUGAAAUCUUCCAGUCGGGAGCUGUGCUACAUAAUACUGGCAGGGAUCUGCCUGGGGUACCUGUGUACCUUCAGCCUCAUAACCAAACCCCAUGUAGUCCACUGCUACCUCCAACGGCUUGGAAUAGGCCUGUCACCUGCCAUGAGCUACUCUGCACUUGUCACCAAGACAAAUCGCAUCGCUCGAAUUCUGGCAGGCAGCAAGAAGAAGAUCUGUACAAAGAAACCUCGCUUCAUGUCAGCCUGCGCUCAGCUCAUCAUUGCCUUCCUCCUCAUACUGCUGCAGCUGGGCAUCAUCGUGGCUCUCUUCCUCAUGGAGCCACCCGAGGUGAUCCAUGACUACCCCAGCAUCCGCCAGGUUAACCUCAUUUGCAACACCAAUAACCUGGGCGUGGUUGCCCCGCUGGGAUACAAUGGCCUGCUCAUCCUCAGCUGCACCUUCUAUGCCUUCAAGACCCGCAACGUCCCCGCUAAUUUCAACGAGGCUAAGUACAUUGCCUUUACCAUGUACACCACCUGUAUUAUAUGGCUGGCCUUCGUACCCAUCUACUUUGGCUCUAACUACAAAAUUAUCACCAUGUGCUUCAGUGUCAGCCUCAGUGCCACUGUGGCGCUGUGCUGCAUGUUCGUACCCAAGGUGUACAUCAUUCUAGCCAAACCAGAGCGUAACGUGCGCAGUGCCUUUACCACUAGCACAGUGGUACGCAUGCACGUGGGGGACGGCAAAUCGUCCUCAGCUGCCAGCCGUUCUUCGAGUCUGGUGAAUCUGUGGAAACGUAGAGGCUCUACUGGGGAGAAUCUCAGCUCCAAUGGUAAAUCAGUGUCUUGGGCGCAGACGGAGCGCAGCAGCUCACGCGGGAACCACCUGUGGCAACGGCUGUCCUUCCACAUCAAGAAGAAGGAGAACAACCAGACCGCCGUCAUCAAGCCCUUCUCCAAAACUUCCGAGGAGCGUUACUGUGGCGGGGGGGACCUGCACCCCCAUAUGCCUCUGCCCUCACUCCCCUCUAUGUCUUCCCUGUCCAUUCAUCAGGACUCUGUCACUGACAAAACCCUGUACGACCUCUCUGAAGCCGAGGAGCGCUACUCGACCACGUACCUGCCGCAGACGCCCUCGCCCAUCAGCACGAUCAGCCAGAGACUAGGGGCAGGAAUCGGGGAGGAGCACUCGAUGUCUGGCAUUCCUAACUACCCUAGCAGCAUUUGCAGCGGGGGAAGCGGGGGAAGCGGGGGAAGCAGGGGAAGCGGCAGCAGUUGCGGUCCUGCCAGCAGCGGCUCUCUGGUGGUGGGGAGCGACGGGCGUCUGAUUAUUGUGGACAAUCACCCGGGACCGCACCCGAGCUCGCUGAUGGAUCAGAUCAGCUGCGUGGUGAACCGCUUCACCGCCAACAUCACCGAGCUCAACAGCAUGAUGUUGUCAUCCUCUCCGACGCACUCUAAUAAGCAGACUCCCCCCUCUCCUCAGCCCCACGACCCGUAUCUGUUGCCCCGGGAGAUCCCGAUGGCCCCAACCCUCACCACCUACGCCGACGUCCAGCCCCUCCCCCCUGUCGAGACCAGCAUGGCGGGCCGGAGCGGCUGUCCGGUUCACUCGAUUCCUCAUUCACCUUACCCCCUGCCGCCUCAUAUUGGCCAGGCCUCCCCCUCUCUCUCCCCAAUGCGAGGAGGCCUCAUCCCUUGCCUCACCAACUCCCCUCACAGGAGGGCCGAGUUGGACGAGGAGCUUUUUGCUUUGACUCCGCCGUCACCUUUCCGCGAUUCCCUGGGAUCUAGCAGUGGUUCACUCAUCUCAGAGACAGGCCUGUGUCUCCCCCCAGUCCCCUCUCAUCCUCCCCCCUCUCCCCCUUCACCCAGGUACAGUAGACUGUCACUUAGAAACUACAGCCAGAGUUCAUCCUCACUGUGA